Prunus armeniaca (apricot) is the source of this 846-nucleotide messenger RNA. Lineage: Eukaryota; Viridiplantae; Streptophyta; Magnoliopsida; Rosales; Rosaceae. The record is from the annotation of a GenBank genome assembly.
AUGAAGCUGGUCUGUGGGUCUUGCUAUCUUCCCAAAGACAACCCAGACAAGCCCCUCGGCGAAGACGCCCACUUCAUCUGCCACGACGGCCAGACCAUCGGCGUGGCAGACGGCGUAGGCGGCUGGGCCAAGAUAGGCGUCGAUGCGGGCGUGUACGCAAGGGGACUCAUGAACAACGCCAACCAAACGGCCAUGGACAUGACCCGAGCCGCAGCCGCCGCGGUCGAUCCAAGAAAUGUGUUGAACCAAGCAUACGCAAACAACGCCGGAGUACAAGGCUCGUCCACAGCUUGCAUCCUCAGCCUCAACAAAGAGAGUGGGGCACUGCACGCCGUGAAUGUCGGGGACAGCGGCUUCAUGGUGUUCAGGGACAUCAGGUGUUUGUACAAGUCUCCACCUCAGCAGCGCAUGUUUAACUGUCCGUACCAGUUGGGGAACUACGUCGGCUACGACCGUCCCAAGGCGGCUCUAGAGUUUGUGAUGGAGGCAGUCCCAGGGGACAUCAUAGUGCUUGGGACAGAUGGGUUGUUGGACAACAUGUUUCCGAGUGAGAUUGAGGAUGUUCUUGUGGCGUAUAGAGGAAGCGGUCGGGAUUGUGAGGAGUUGGCUUCCGCCAUAGCCAACCUGGCGCUGUUUAACUCGUUGGACAAGUACAGCGUUAGCCCUUUUCAAAUGGAGGCUCAGAAGGCUGGACUGGAGCACGCAGGUGGCAAGAUCGACGACAUCACUGUUGUUGUCGCCCAAGUUGUGGCUUCUAGCUCCUUCACUACACCAGCUAGCUUAGGUUUCGGUUUUGAACGCACAGAUACAAGAAAAAGAGAAGACUAUAUUAGGUUUAGAAAUUAA